Molecule: messenger RNA, 957 nt
Organism: Clavispora lusitaniae ATCC 42720
Lineage: Eukaryota; Fungi; Ascomycota; Pichiomycetes; Serinales; Metschnikowiaceae
Gene: GPI2
Product: phosphatidylinositol N-acetylglucosaminyltransferase
Biological process (GO): GPI anchor biosynthetic process
Cellular component (GO): glycosylphosphatidylinositol-N-acetylglucosaminyltransferase (GPI-GnT) complex; membrane
Source: RefSeq, a predicted model, not a curated record
AUGAACUUCCCAGUCUCGGCUUGCACAAACUUCUUAUCAGAAAUCUACCUGUGCGAAAUUUCUGGCGCAAAAGAACAGACAAAGCCAACAUCUCGUAAAAGAACAGACAAGCCAACAUCUCCAAUGCAAAAAGUGAGAUGGAAAAAACUUCUCUACCUUCGACAGCCCUACCCUGAUAACUACACCGAUGCGUCCUUUCUAGAUCAGCUCAAGCGCAAUUCCACCGUGGCCAAAUACUCAUACCGCAAGCUUUUCGCCGAUUUUUCUGUUUGCAGUCUCUACGGAUCGCUUCUUCUACUUGUGAAUGUGAAUUUCACAGCAAUCUACUCCGAUCUCUGGCGUCCGCCUGCGCCUACACUUCUUGCUAGUGCCUUUUCGCUUUUGGUGCUUUUGGCAGAUGUGGUGACAGGAAGAAGACACAAGUUCAAAGCUUACGCUGUCCUUUUGCUGAUUCUUCUUUUGGUUUCUCCUGUGCUUCGGUCUCUCACAGAAUCAACGUCGCUGGACUCCAUUUGGGCCCUCUCGUGCUUCUUGACAUGCCUCAAUGCGGCGUGCCAUAAGUACGCCUUGGAUCCUACUCAGCCGUACCACUCGAUACUCUCCACAAACUUGUCUUUUGCUAACGGCAUUGUUUUGGCGUCUCGGCUCAGUUCGUCCACGAGUGUAUUCUGCUUUUUGGUUUUCUCCAUCGAGGUUUCUGUGCUUAUGCCUGUAUUUGACUAUAGACUCCGACAGAAUCUGCAAGCAGCUCAUUAUGUGCUUUUAGCAGUGGUUAUGUUUAUAGUGAGCUCCAUGUUGUAUGUGGUGCACGGAGCGCUCUUGGUUUUCCUCUACUUGUUGGGCAUUGUGUUUGUACUGGUUUUCCUUCCGUUGUACUUUGUAUUCUUGCAAAAGUACAAGAACGAGUUGCAGGGCCCAUGGGACACGGCGAAGCCAAUAUUGAAAAACGUUACUUAA